CCUUUGUAUCUAGAAGCCAGGAUGUUUACCACUGAUCCAAGCCAUGUUGCUUUAAAGCUGUCGAGGUCGUGUAUGACAUAUAUAGGGUCACUUGUCAUUGAAGUAACUACAUGCCUGCCUUGGAUGUUCUUCUUCUGCUUGCCUGAUCGAACCUUCUCUUCCACUUCCUUACCUUUUUCCAAUCUCCCUCCUUUUAAUUUAGCAUCAGCCACAUCUUUAGUCUUAUUCUGAUCAACGCCAACAUCAUGUCUUCGUCUUCCCAAAACAUAGAUUUUUCAUCUUUAGUUGAUUAUGCUUGUAGCUUAGAAUUCCCAAUGGAAGAGAUAGCAUCAGCCACCGACAACUUUGCUGAUGAAAAUCUCAUCUCACAAGAUACUUAUGCAAAGGCCUACAAAGGACAACUCUUGCAUUUUGGAGAGCUGAUCAAUGUUGUAGUACAAGAAUGCCUGCAAGUAAACGGUGCGAUCAACGAGCUGCUAAUGUCCAAAAUACUAAAGCACAAAAAUAUCGUAUCUAUUUUUAAGGUUAAUGACAGUCCAGAUGAAGCAUUUCACGUAACCAUGUAUGAGGCCAAUGAAAGUCUAGACAAACAUCUAAGUGGGUCAACCCUCACAUGGAUUCAAAGAUUGAAGAUAUGUGUUGGCGUUGCACAUGCGUUGCGUUACAUUCAUUACGAUGCUGAUGUCAAUCAUAGUGUCAUACAUGGUAAUAUCAAGAGCUCCAAAAUACUUUUAGAUCACAACUGGGAACCCAAGUUAUGUGGUUUUGGAUUCGCUAUGAGAGCUAAAAGGCAUCAACUUCAUCUUACUAGUAAAUAUAAUGGCACAUUACAUUACAUGGACCCAGCAUAUGAAAAAACCGGAGGUCUGACCACUAAGUCAGAUGUGUUCUCCUUUGGAGUUGUUUUAUUUGAAGUCCUAUUUGGAAGAAAAGCAGCUGAUUUUCAAGGCAAAGAUAACCGGUAUUUUACUCGAUUGGCCAGAGCACAUUAUGAAGACAGAACACUGAAUGAUAUGAUUGAUCAUGAUCUAUUUAAACAAAUGGAUUUGGAUUCAUUAAACAUCUUCUCGGAAACAGCAUAUUGUUGCUUGAAGGAGUUACGAGCACAACGUCCAAGUACGGAUCAGAUUGUCAAAACACUUGAGAGAGCGUUUGAACUUCAACAAAGACAUGAUAAAAUUCAUGAACAUUCCACAUCUGCAAUGGAAGCUACAUCCUACAACCGCUUGAAGGGGAAAAACUUGGAUCAUUUAAAAAUACAGUUGAGUGAUAUAGAGUUUGCAACCAAUAAGUUUUCUGCUAAACACUGCAUUGGGUCAGGCGGAUAUGGUAUGGUAUACAAAGCAAAACUUGACCAUUUUGAUGGAAACAAUUUAUCGGCGGUUGAAGAAAAGAAUAACAGUGAAUUGACUAAGAGAAAUAGCAUUGUAGCUAUUAAACGCAUCUCUAGUAGAGUAGACGGGCAAGGAGAACAAGGGUUCUUUGCAGAAAUUGAAAUGCUUAGUAAUUGUAGGCAUCGGAAUAUUGUCUCUCUUCUUGGAUUUUGCGUUGAGGGUCCUGAAAUGAUACUUGUAUACGAGUAUGUUUCUAAUGGAAGCCUUGAUGACUAUUUUGGGAACCAUGAUAAGAUGACUAAUCUUACUUGGGCUGAACGUUUGCAAAUAUGCCUUGAUAUUGCGCAUGGACUUCAUUACCUCCACUCUAGUACAAAGGACAAGGAAAUGAUAGUACACCGUGAUAUUAAGAGCGCUAACAUUCUAUUGGACGAUAACUGGGUGGCAAAGAUUGGUGAUUUUGGGCUCUCCAAGUUACACCAUGCAAAUCAACAAGGUAGCACCCUCAUUACCUCUAAUAUUGCCGGUACAGAAGUGUAUUUGGACCCGGAAUAUAUGAGUACAGGUAAGCUGAAAAAGGAAUCAGAUAUAUACUCUUUUGGAGUAGUGUUAUUUGAAAUCAUGUGUGGGAGGUUGGCAUAUGACAGUAUUUACAACGUCAACAAUGAGAAAGGGCUUCCAUCAAUAGCAAGAAGAUGCUUCCAUGAGGGAACAUUAGAGGAAAUUAUAGAUCCUAAAUUGAGGGAAGCUGAUGAGAACACCUUUAGGCUCAAUGGAGGGCUCAAUCAAGAUUCUUUGGACACAUUUUCGAACAUUGCGUAUCAAUGUUUGGCGGAAACUCAAGCAAAGCGUCCAACAAUUGAAAUCAUCCUCAAAGAACUAGAGAAAGCUUUUUAUUUUCAAAAAAAUAGCAAGGACAACCUCCAAGUUUCACUUGAAGACAUAAUGUUAUCGACACAAAACUUCAGUGCUACCAGGUGCAUUGAAGAAGGAAGAUAUUGGAAGCAAUAUGAAGGGAAACUUCCAAAUGCUAAUGGAUGUACCGCUAUUGUUGCAAAGCGUUUUGAUAGCAAGUCUGAUAAAGGAAAUCAUCAAUUUGUUGUAGAGCUCAAAGUUCUUUUUGAACAUACUAACGAGAAUGUUGUUAGUCUCGUAGGCUAUUGUAAUGAAAUGGGUGAAAAAAUCAUUCUUUACGAGCAUGCAUCUAAUGGAAGACUUGAUGAGCAUUUAGGCAAUACUAAUCUUACAUGGAUGAAACGCCUCAAGAUAUGCGUUGAUAUUGCAAGAGGAUUGGAAUCUCUUCAUGGAGGUGGUUUAACAAAAGGGACUCAGAUGAUACAUAGAGACAUCAAAAGUUCUAACAUUAUGCUAGAUGGCGAUUGGCAUGCUAAAAUUUCUAAUUUGGAGUUGUGUUCAAAAUUGUGGGAGCGAGAGGAAAUCGAUCAUGUCAAUGAUAAUGCUUAUAGAUCAUUGUGCUACGUUGACCCAAAUUACAAAAAAAAUGGUUACUUGGAAGAGGCGUCAGAUAUAUAUUCAUUAGGGGUGGUUUUGAUUGAGAUGCUGUGUGGAGUUUUAGCUUGGACUGAGGGUGGUGAGGGUUAUGAGUCUUUAGGCCUUUUGGCUACAAAGUGCUAUAAAGAAAAUAACCUCGAUGAGAUGGUGUUUGAGGGCAUAAAGAAACAAAUUGAUAGUCAAUCACUCUCUAUAUUCCAAGAAAUUGCCUAUAGAUGCUUACACUACUAUCACAAGACAAAAGUGAGUGAGGUGGCAAAACGACUACAGCAGGCACUUGAAUUCCAAGAGGAUUGUGAGAUAUGGGAGCCAAAAUUGCCAGAAGACUACAAAGAAAUAACCCAGAUGUCAAAAACUCCAGAGAUCUACUUUACUUGGAGGAAAAAGGAUAUCUACGACGUUCUCACCAAAGGAAUCCUCCUUCAAGAAGGCAAACUGUGGUUUUUACUCAGGAGUGAUGGAGAAAGAAGUGAAAUGAUAUCUGCAAAGCAAUUCGUUUACAAAAACAAACGGGCACAUACAUGGCGAUCUAUUCCGCAGUCAAGGUUUCAGAAAGUAGCAGAGAUGUUGAUUAUUUCAAAUUUGAAUAUCAAAAUCAAGGUAAGGUCUCAGUUUCUAAAUCCGGGUGUCAACUAUGGAGUUCAUUUAGUCUUCAAAAUUUGUGGUCCGAGGAAAUUUUCGAGUAAAUUUAUGUAUGUGAACCUCACAUACAAAAUGGGGAGUGAAACCUUCCAUGCAUAUUUUGCAACAUGGAGAGAUGAAGAGUGGAUGACAAUUGAAUUGUACCGAUUUUCGAACAUGAAAGAUAUCAAGUUUGAGACUCUUCUAGAGAGCUUUUCACAUUACUAUUGUGGAAGCGGUUCCAUCUAUGUUGAAGGCCUUGAGUUUCGAGUCAGCCACGAUGUGAAACAUGAAAAUUUUGAAACAACAGAGGGUGUUCAACAAUCCCUGAAAUCAAACUUAAACAAGGAUCAGGUACAACAACCUCCAAGCAACUCCGAUGAGAUGCUUAACAGAGCUGAAGAUGAUGGCGAGGCUGAAAAGUUUUUAUCGCUUAACAAAGUGAACAGAAAGAACCAUCUUAUGCUUUCAGCAAAGGAAGUUUUAUACGACUCUUCAAAUAUGAAGCUUUUUCAUUUGAAAGCCUCAUCCGACUCCAGAUUUCAAGAAGUGGUUGAGCUUCAACCGCAACAAGUAUUCCGUAUCAAAUGCAAGAUUAAAACUCAUAUGUUGUCACGAGAUACAAACUAUUGCUGUUACCUUUUGUUCAAGCUUUCGGAAAAAUGUAACGGAUUGCAUUGUCCAGUGAAAGUAAGAAAUCUACUCCACAGAAAAAACAAAGAGGUUAAGAAUGUUUAUUUUAGAUUCCCAAGCCCAUGGAAUUUGCAUGAUGUCGAUUGUGUUCCAAAGCGAAGGGAAGAUGGAUGGAUGGAGGUUAACUUGUGGAACUUUAGCUCAAUGGAUGAACUUAAAAAUGAUUGUAUUCCUGUUAAUAUGAAAUUGAUAUGUUAUGAAGGAACUAUGUCACAUCUUAUUGUAUGUGGCCUUGAGUUUAGGCCAAUGUAAGAAUAUUUAUGUGAUAAAUUCUCUUGAUUUGCAAUUGUCAAUCCCAUAGAUUAAUCGUCAA
Molecule: messenger RNA, 4473 nt
Organism: Erigeron canadensis
Lineage: Eukaryota; Viridiplantae; Streptophyta; Magnoliopsida; Asterales; Asteraceae
Exons: 10
Coding region: 246-4412 (1388 amino acids)
Biological process (GO): protein autophosphorylation
Cellular component (GO): plasmodesma; plasma membrane
Molecular function (GO): transmembrane receptor protein tyrosine kinase activity; ATP binding
Source: RefSeq, a predicted model, not a curated record